This is a messenger RNA of Sorex araneus (European shrew), 2085 nucleotides long. It is a transcript of the gene NRSN1, whose product is annotated as neurensin 1. The record is from RefSeq and is a predicted model, not a curated record. The transcript has 4 exons. Gene Ontology annotation, cellular component: transport vesicle; neuronal cell body; neuron projection. Lineage: Eukaryota; Metazoa; Chordata; Mammalia; Eulipotyphla; Soricidae. The coding region runs from base 251 to 838 and encodes 195 amino acids. Gene Ontology annotation, biological process: nervous system development.
GCGGCCGCCGGGCUGUCAAUCCCGCGCAGGUUGAGCUCGGCGGCGGGAGCAGCGGCGGCGGCGGCGGCGGCGGCGGCGCGGCGGCGGCGGCGGCGGCAGAGGCGAUGGGACCCCGGCGAGAGAUCUGCGGCUAGCCGGCUGCACUUGCUCCACGGGUCGGGCCAUCAGAGGGGCCAGGAUUGGAAAAUGUGCCAUUGAAAAGGAAGGCCCAGGUGCAAACAGCAAGGAGGAGAACAUCUAAGCUGGGAGGAUGAGAUCUUGCAGCCAUGUCUGUGGGUCCAAACAAGUGCAGGCAGCUACAGAGGGCAGCUACCAGCGCUACGGAGUCCGGUCCUACCUGCACCAGUUUUAUGAGGACUGCACCACCUCCAUCUGGGAGUAUGAGGAUGAUUUCCAGAUCCAGAGAUCACCUAACAGGUGGAGCUCCGUAUUCUGGAAGGUCGGACUCAUCUCCGGCUCGAUCUUCGUGAUGCUCGGAUUGACUGUUCUGGCAGUGGGCUUUCUCGUGCCCCCCAAAAUCGAAGCUUUUGGUGAGGCCGAUUUUGUGGUGGUGGACACCCACGCCGUCCAGUUCAACAGCGCCCUGGACCUGUGCAAGCUAGCGGGAGCUGUUCUCUUCUGCGUCGGGGGCACGUCCAUGGCGGGGUGCCUGCUCAUGUCGGUAUUUGCCAAAAGUUACUCCAAAGAAGAAAAAUUCCUGCAGCAGAAGUUCAAGGAGCGCAUCGCGGACGCGAAGGUGCACACCCAGCCGGUGACCAGAGCGCCGGGGCCGGGAGAAACGAAGAUCCCCGUCACUUUGUCCAAAGUGCAAAAUGUCCAGCCCGUAUCGGCCACCUGAACCCUUCUCCAGCCCCACCUCCCUCUCUGAUGCACACGCACGGUCCGCAUGGCACGGGACAGGCUCGGACACAAGGACAGGGAAGGACCGGGGACUGCUGCAUUGGGCAUCUCACACUUGCCUGGUUGGGGUGGGGGGGUCGUGGAGGUCCGUGCCACACGUCCACCUGUGUGCACACACCUAGAUGCUUGUAGGGGUGUUUCUGUAUGUCCCCGGGAGCCCUCUGGAACUCUCUCAUCCAUUGUGACAUAGUGUCUUUCUACGUAGUGUUGGAAAGUGCUCCCCGGUGUACACCAGCCUCCCGGUGGCUGCCAUGAUUUCUUUUCUGAUCUAGUUUUGGUUCCUGAUCUUUCCUGUGUGGUGCUGCCCCCCCCCACUCCUGUCUCUGUGUAAAUAGUGUCAUGUGUGUCCAUAGAAAAAAUUGAGCUCCCUGAAUCAGACCCAAACAUUUGUCUUUGAACCCUAACUUAAGGUGAUGGUCUUAAGGUUGGGUCCAGAGGUAGCGGCGUUCUAAAUCUCUUUGCUUUCUCCAGCUGGGUUCUUAUUUAGAAAGCUAAAUUCACAUCUUUGGGAUCCUAGAGAAGAGGGGACGAAUAGGGGUAUCUUGUUAGGCAGUGCUCCUGAGCACUGUACCAGAAGUCAAGAAAUUGGACUUCCUUCUGCUACAUAGCUGGAUGGACCUGGGGGAAAUCAUUGACUUCCCACAUGUCCAUUUCUACAACUGCAUAAAGAGGGUCUGACUGUGAAAUCUGGACUUUUUUUUUUUUUUGCCCGUGUCAUCGUAUUUCCCCAUGCCACCCCAGGAUAGAUACGGGUGGGGUCCUCGUGGCUCGCACCCCAUGGGAUUUUUUUUCAGGCCUAAACUCCUGAAAAUCUGCCAAGUCAGCACCUCCCCAUGACCCACCCUGAUAGAUAUCCAACCCAGCAGUUUAUAGAUAUAAUGCUAUCAUAUUUUUGUAAAGACAGAAGGAAGCCAUUCUUCAAUAGGAAUGCCCCCCUCCCCCCAAAAAAAGUAGAUAAAAACUUUCAAAAGGGGUUUUCUUUCUCAAAUAAGAACACUUUUCUCAGCAAGGUGUUCACCUCAUCCCUUUGCACUUUUAUUUCAUCUGUGGAUUUAAAUGAAGACAGAAGGAAACGAAAGAUGUGACUGUGGUAUUCCCUCUGAGUGGGUGCCCCUUCAAGUUCUGUCUUUUUGAUUUCUCCUCUCCUCCCUUCACUGGAUAAAUAAAAUAUGUGAGCAAGCGGAA